AUGUCAAUGGCAACAUUAUACUCGGCGCCAAUCCGAGGACAUCGGCCAGCUCCCGCACUGGGCCGUCAUAUAAUAUCACCAUGUAUGCUUCGGCAGCAGAUCUUCGCCGGCGCAACACGACAACCUACCAGACAAUUCGUCGCUACCUCCAGAUCAUCCUUCCACCGAACAACAAACAAAUACCAAAGCAAUGAGCGGUUCGGCACCAGACUACGCGGUGCGCUAAAAGACACAAAAGUAAAAUGGUAUCCUAUACCAGUUGGUUUAGGCAUUGGGUUCCUCGGCCUGGUUCAGUUCUACAAGACACAAUCUCGCGAGAAGGAAAGGAUUGAAAGAGAAGGUUUUGAGGGUGAGGAGGGGCGUCCUAAGAAACGACCAAGAAUACGACCAGAAGGGCCAUGGCAAGUUCGAGUAAUGUCGACGUUGCCCUUGAAGGCCAUGUCCAGGUUAUGGGGCAAGUUCAAUGAGCUCACUAUCCCGUACUACCUCCGCGUCCCCGGCUUCAAGCUCUACGCAUACAUCUUCGGCGUGAACUUGGACGAAGUCUCCGAGCCAGACAUCCGUGUAUAUCCAAACCUCUCUGCCUUCUUCUACCGAACACUGAAACCCGGCGUCCGACCCCUGGACCCCAAUCCGAAUGCGCUGCUAUCGCCAGCCGAUGGGCGUGUUCUCCAGUUCGGCAAGAUCGAAGGCAACGACAUCGAGCAGGUGAAGGGCAUGACCUACACCAUCGACGCCUUACUAGGGAAGAACACACCCACGCCUAGCCUAUCCGACAAGCAACCCGAGCCGGUCAACCAAUCCUACAAGCCCACAGCCCCAGGCCACAGCGGCGAGGAGCUCGUCUCUUCCGAAGAGGAGUUCGCGCGCGUGAACGGCAUCUCCUACACCCUGCCCAACCUCCUGUCCGGGGGCGACGAGUCCCACGACAGCCCCAAGCAACAGAAACUCGAGGAUCAAGCCGCCGACCCAUCCAGCCCCGGCGCCGUCUCCGAAGUCCGCGCUGACCUCGCCCUCGGCGAGAAGCCCUGGUACGCGCUGAUCUCCCCGGACAACCGCACGGCCCUCUACUACGCCGUCGUGUACCUCGCGCCAGGCGACUACCACCGGUUCCACUCGCCCGCAAACUGGGUCGUCGAGCGACGGCGCCACUUCGCCGGGGAGCUGUACUCCGUGUCCCCGUACCUCCAACGCACGCUACCGGGGCUCUUCACGCUAAACGAGCGCGUCGUCCUCCUCGGCCGCUGGCGCUGGGGCUUCUUCAGCUUCGUCCCCGUCGGCGCCACCAACGUCGGCUCCAUCGCCAUCAACUUCGACAAAGAAUUGCGCACCAACUCCCUGCUCACCGACACCGCCGCCGACCGCGCCGCCGACGAGGCCGCCGCCCGAGGGGAGCCCUACGCCGGCUUCGCCGAGGCCACCUACACCGCCGCCAGCGCCGUCCUCGGCGGCCACGCCCUCCGCCGCGGCGACGAGAUGGGCGGCUUCAAGCUGGGGAGCACCAUCGUCCUCGUCUUCGAGGCCCCCGCCGCCGGCGCCAAUCACCCGGGAGCCAAGGGCGGGUUCUCCUGGGCUGUGGAAAAGGGGCAGAAGGUUAAGAUGGGGCAGGCCUUGGGGUAUGUGGAUGAGGAAUAA
Hypoxylon fragiforme is the source of this 1635-nucleotide messenger RNA. RefSeq names its product phosphatidylserine decarboxylase. Gene Ontology annotation, cellular component: mitochondrion. NCBI's taxonomy places the organism in Eukaryota, Fungi, Ascomycota, Sordariomycetes, Xylariales, Hypoxylaceae. The record is from RefSeq and is a predicted model, not a curated record. The transcript has 2 exons. Bases 1 to 1635 code for a protein of 544 amino acids. Gene Ontology annotation, biological process: phosphatidylethanolamine biosynthetic process. Gene Ontology annotation, molecular function: phosphatidylserine decarboxylase activity.